UGUUUCAUCAUCAUCAUCAUCAUCGUCGUCUUCAUCACGAUGUGUCCUCUGGUCUCGCGGAUUGUCCUCGCGCUCCUGUGUGUGUGGACGUACCUGUGCCGUGGACAGUGCGCGCUCCUGAGGACAGACACGAGCUCUGAGCGGAGGACAGUGGACAAACAUCACGAGGACACGCUGACGGAACACAUGCAGCUGCUUUAUGACAAAUACACGCGCGCGGGCUUUUCCUUCAGAGACGGAAACACGGUCCGGAGCUUCAAAGCACACCGCGGUUCCGUGGACAGGAAGCAGCUGCAGAUCUUUAAUCUCACGUCUCUCACUAAGUCUGAGGACGUCCUCUCAGCCACGCUUCAUUUCUACGUCACAGAUCUUCACAAGGCCACACGGGGGGGCUGCGGUCACCGCGGCCCGCGGGGACACAGCCACGUCCAUGUGGUGAUCUGGAGCUUCGGCUCCGUGGCCGACGAGCCGCGGACACUGGGACAGUUCCACGUGAACGUGUCCACGCCCCACAGAGGCGGGGUCUCGUGGCAGUGGAAGGACAUCACGCGCGCGCUCACCGAGGCCAAACAUCGCGGCGAGCUGCUGAUCGGCAUCGACGUGAAGAAGAAGCUGCCGUCGCGGCGCUCGCCGUACAUCCUCGUCUACGCCAACGACUCAUCCAUUUCUGAGCCCGAGAGCGUGGUCGCCACUUUGCAGAGACACCGCGCAGUGGGCGGAGACUCCCUUGGCUCCGCCCCACACAGUUUCCUCAGACUGGGUGAGCGGAACCAGACGCGGCGCAGACGCUCGGUCGACGUUCUGCUCCCGCUACAAAACAACGAGCUUCCCGGACCCGAGUAUCCGUACGAGACGGCGGGCUGGGACGAGUCCGGUCCUUACCGACCGCUCCAGAACAAACGGGGGCGGCGACCGCGGAAGAAGACGCGCAAGAAUCAGCGGCACAAGGUUCCUCUGCUGCAGUUUGACGAGCACACGAUUAACACGGCGAGAAAGAAGCAGUGGAACGAGCCGAGGAACUGCGCGCGCAGACACCUGAAGGUGGACUUCGCUGACAUCGGCUGGAGCGAGUGGAUUAUCUCACCGGAGUCGUUUGAAGCCUUCUACUGCUCUGGAUCCUGUCAGUUCCCCAUGCCCAAGUCUCUGAAGCCGUCGAAUCACGCCACCAUCCAAAGCAUCGUGCGAGCGGUGGGCGUGGUCCCCGGGAUCCCUGAGCCGUGCUGCGUCCCGGAGACGAUGUCCUCGCUGAGCAUCCUCUUCUUCGACGAGGACAAGAACGUGGUAUUGAAGGUUUAUCCAAACAUGACGGUGGAUUCCUGCGCCUGCAGAUAGUUUCACGUUUCCUUUAACUCCUCCUCCUGCUUCACAUCACUGGGGUGGGCGGAGCCUGGUGUUAACGCUAAAGAGGAUGCUGCUCACAGGUCAUGUAACUUUUUCUCGUGGACGUUAAAGAGGAAGAUUAAAUAUCCGUGAUGUGAUAAAAGCCACAUUUCUGCGUUUAUCAUAAACUCUGAAGUGGGCGGGGCGUUAGGGUUGGGGGGUGUGGUUUGCUCACACUUGUGUAUUUAUGUCACUGUUGUUCACCAUGACAGAACUUUAUUGAUUCUAUUCAAAUGUUAGAGAGAAUAUUUCACACUGAUUAUUUAAAACAGACGACAUUAUUAAAGUUUUAAAAUGUGUGAGCGCCCCCUGCUGCUGACAUCCUGGAAUCUCACAAACAAACAGAUUUGAUCACAUGAUCACGUCUUUAUCUCACUGUUACACACACACACACACUCACACUCAGCUGCUGGUCCUCUGCCGCCUCGUGUGGUCACUGAUUUCCACUCUGGACUUUGGUGUAGGAGAGUGAGUGUGUGUGUGUGUGUGUGUGUGUGAGUCUCAGGCUGUCAGCAGCAGGGGGCGCUCACAGCUUAAAGCUUAUUGUUUGUUUUUUUGUUUGUGAUUUUUCAGUUUCUUUUUUACUUUGAAACUGACAAUAGAUUUUUUUUAAAUAUAGACGAAUAUUAUUUAGAAAAAAAUAUUCUAUCGUUUUUAUAAAAAACAUAAAGCAGAUUCUUUGUUUAGCAGAUUUUUUAUUUUUAUAAUUAAAAGAACAAAUAUGAUGAAUAAAUACCAAGUAUUAGACGGAUCAGACGUCACCUGAUCAGGAAAUGAAGUUUUCACAGGUUGGAUGAUGUUGGUUAAACUAGUUUUGCUAACUAGUGAGUUAGUGUAGAUGGUUAGUGAUGCUUCAUUACUAAUGCUAACUACCAUUAAACACAACUAAGUUACUAGUUAACUCCUCCCUCAUCAUUAGUAUGUUUGUAUUUUCUACAUAAAUCAUUGAAGUCACAUGUCCACAGACACCAGCAGGGGGCAGCACUGUGUGUGUGUGUGUGUGUGUGUGUGUGUGUGAAGCUUCCAGUCUGCUAACUUUCUACAUCCCAGUGGUGAGGGGGGCGUGCCUUCUGAGACCAAAGGUCAACGCGUCCAAACAUCAAAACAAAUGAAACGACUGUGGGCGGUGUUUUGUGUGAUGACAUCACACUGAAGUGCUUUGUGAUUGGUGGAUAUUCUGAACUUUUUUAUGCUACAAACACAAAAAAGUUUGAUUUAUUCUCAAAUGUAUUUUUUACUAUUUUCAUAUUUCAGCGACAUUUAUUUUGUGUCGAUAGAUUAAAGCAGAUUAAGUUUAUAUUUCUACACUUUUCUCUGUCAUCAUGGAUGUUAGCGUUAGCAGCUGCAGUGUGGUGGCGCUGCAGUGUGGUGGCGCUGCAGCCUCCUCUGGUUUCAGUCAAAUUCAGCAGGUUUUUGUAAAAUAAGCUUCGUAAAUAUAUUUGUAUAUGAAAUGACUUUUAAGCAUCUAUUUAUUUUCU
Messenger RNA from Solea solea (common sole), 2858 nucleotides. It is a transcript of the gene bmp3, whose product is annotated as bone morphogenetic protein 3. The annotation marks the transcript as partial. Gene Ontology annotation, molecular function: growth factor activity; cytokine activity. Gene Ontology annotation, biological process: BMP signaling pathway; SMAD protein signal transduction. The record is from RefSeq and is a predicted model, not a curated record. Gene Ontology annotation, cellular component: extracellular region. NCBI's taxonomy places the organism in Eukaryota, Metazoa, Chordata, Actinopteri, Pleuronectiformes, Soleidae. The transcript is spliced from 3 exons.